UCAGUGCAUCACUCGGUCAGUCCUGGGACACAGCCAUCUCCAACAAACAUCAACAUGGGAAAGAUAAUCUUCUACGAGGACAAAAACUUCCAGGGUCGCUCCUAUGAGUCCAUGGGAGACUGCUCUGAUAUGCACUCUCAUCUCAGCCGCUGCCAAUCCUGCAGGGUGGAGAGCGGCUGCUUCAUGGUCUACGACCGUCCCAACUUCAUGGGUAACCAGCACUUCAUGAGGAGGGGCGAGUACUCUGACUACAUGAACAUGUUUGGUUGGAACGACUGCAUCAGAUCCUGCCGCAUGAUCCCCAUGCACAGAGGACAGUACAGAAUGAGGAUCUACGAGAGGGAGAACUUCGGUGGUCAGAUGAUGGAGCUGAAUGAUGACUGUGACUCCAUCAUGGACCGUUACCGUAUGUCUGACUGCCAGUCCUGCAAUGUUAUGGAUGGCCACUGGCUCAUGUAUGAGCAGCCCCACUUCAGAGGCAGAAUGAUGUACAUGAGGCCUGGAGAGUACAGAAGCUUCAGGAACAUGGGAUUCAACAACAUGAAAUUCAUGAGCAUGAAGCGCAUCACUGAUAUGAUGUAAAUGUUUAUAUUGUCAUAAUUUCUUGGCCGAACAGUGGGUAAAAUAAUGACUCAAAUAAAAUAUUUCCCUUUUUACAAUGAGGGAAGUGUGAUAUCUUUUUAAAAACAGUUUAUAGUUUUUUUGCUGUCACAUUCUCCCUUACACUCUCCCUUGACCUGAAAUUAAAAAGUCAUACACAUUC
This is a messenger RNA of Alosa alosa (allis shad), 763 nucleotides long. RefSeq names its product gamma-crystallin M3-like. Gene Ontology annotation, molecular function: structural constituent of eye lens. The record is from RefSeq and is a predicted model, not a curated record. Gene Ontology annotation, biological process: lens development in camera-type eye; visual perception. The transcript is spliced from 3 exons. Lineage: Eukaryota; Metazoa; Chordata; Actinopteri; Clupeiformes; Clupeidae. Bases 55 to 582 code for a protein of 175 amino acids.